This is a messenger RNA of Tympanuchus pallidicinctus (lesser prairie-chicken), 2082 nucleotides long. It is a transcript of the gene IL4I1, whose product is annotated as interleukin 4 induced 1. Gene Ontology annotation, molecular function: polyamine oxidase activity; L-amino-acid oxidase activity. Bases 160 to 1812 code for a protein of 550 amino acids. The transcript is spliced from 7 exons. Lineage: Eukaryota; Metazoa; Chordata; Aves; Galliformes; Phasianidae. Gene Ontology annotation, biological process: amino acid catabolic process. The record is from RefSeq and is a predicted model, not a curated record.
CUGUGCCUCCUGAUGACCACAUCCCACGAAUGGGCGGCUGGUGCUCGAAGGAGGUGAGUAAAAAGGAAAACAACAGUAAAAGCAAACACAAAAGAAGCCAACGUGAGCUCAGCCGCCGCUUCCCCUUCUUACGACACCGCUGCUCUGCUUUCUUCCGGGAUGGACUUUUUUUUUUCCCCCUUCUUAAGCCAGGGUAUAAAAUGGAAACUGAUCCCAGCAGGGGAGUCGCUGCCUGCUGCAACCAUGGCUGCGAUGGGUGCCCUCUUCCGAACGCUUCUUCUACUGGGACUCGCCGGCGCCAAGAGGUUCCCGUGCUUCCCUGAGUAUUGCCUCCGUGACCGGGACUACGAGGAGCUGCUGGGCAUCGUGAAGCACGGGCUGGAGCCCACGAGGCGCCCGUCCGACGUGGUCGUGGUCGGGGCUGGGAUCAGCGGGCUGACGGCGGCCAAACUGCUGCGGGACGCCGGCCAUAAGGUGACCGUUCUGGAAACCAGCGAUAGGGUGGGUGGGAGGAUCAGGACGUACCGUGAGAAGGAUUGGUACGUGGAGCUGGGAGCCAUGCGCCUGCCCAGCAAACACAGGCUGGUGCGUGAGUUUAUAAAGCAGUUUGAGCUGAAGCUCAACCCGUUCCACCAGACGGAUGACAACGCCUGGUAUUUUGUGAACGGCAUCCGAGCCAAAGUGGCAGAAGUGAACAGGAACCCAGACAUCCUGAAUUACACCCUGAGGCCGGCGGAGAGGGGAAAAAGCGCCAGCCAGCUCUACAGGGAAGCUCUGCACUCGGCUUUCAAGCAGUUCCAGACCACGGACUGCAAGGAGUACCUGGCUAAACACGACUCCUUCUCCACCAAGGAAUAUUUGAUUAAAGUUGGGAAUCUGAGCCGGGGAGCUGUGCAGAUGAUCGGAGAUUUGCUCAACGAGGAGUCGGGCUUCUAUCUGUCCUUCCUCGCCUCGCUGUGGGAUUUCGACAUCUUCUCUCAUGGGGAGAGCUUCGACGAAAUCACCGGAGGUUUCGACCAGCUGCCCAAAGCCUUCCACAAAGCGCUGCCGGGCGCCGUCAGGCUCAACUGCACGGUGGAAAAGAUCAUGACGAAGGGAGGGAAGGUGAGGGUGUUCUACCGCGCUCCCGAUACCCUCGCCCCCAGCAUAGAGACUGCAGACUACGUCCUCGUCACCUCCUCGGCCAAAGCCACCAGGCACAUCCAGUUCUUCCCACCUCUCUCCCCUACCAAAAACGACGCCCUGCGCUCCAUCCACUACGCCAGCGCUUCCAAAAUCGCUUUGGCUUGCACCGAGAAGUUCUGGGAGAAAGACGGCAUUCGAGGAGGGCAAUCCAUCACCGACCGCCCCUCCAGGUUCAUCUACUACCCCAGCCACAACUUCUCCAGCGGGGUCGGGGUCGUCUUGGCCUCCUACACCUGGAACGACGACGCCGAGUUCCUCGCGCCUUUGGCGGACGAGGAAUACCUGGAUCUGGUCCUCCAGGACCUGGCGGACAUCCACCAGGUGAGCAAGAGUUACCUGCAGUACGCCUGCGACCGCUACGUCAUACAGAAGUGGCAGCUGGACAGGCAUUCGCUGGGAGCCUUCGCUGCCUUCACGCCCUACCAGUUCACCGAUUACUCGCGGGCCCUCUUUGAGCACGAGGGCAGGGUGCAUUUUGCAGGAGAGCACGCGGCCCAGCCGCACGCCUGGAUCGACACGGCCAUGAAAGCGGCCGUGAGGGCGGCCAGCAACAUCCACGACGACAGCGAAACCCAAAGCCUUCGCCUCGGCCCCCCGGAGGGCGGCGGGGAAAAGGGGGAGCUGUGAGCUGCCGGGGUUGGGGGUUGCAACGUUCUUUUGGGUGAGGUCCAUCCCUUUCCAUGAAGAUUCGGCCAACAGCGCGUUGGCAGGAAAGGUGUUAAAGGAAAAUAAUUGAGGGGAAAAGCAAUACGUCCUCAUAUGGGAUGCUGGCAGCCUCCUGGUCCAACGCUCGGGAAAGCGGGGGAUGCCUGAAAGAGAGCCAGCUUCACGUAGGUCCUGCGGCCUCGACGCAACGCGGAGAGUCCCAGUUUGUGCAGGGAACGGCGCUGGUGGAAU